AUGACAGAUAGUAAUAGUUUUAAAGAUAUUGACUUUCUUAGUGGUGAUCAAGAUCUUGAUAAUUGGGAGAGUUCUCAACUUACUCAAUUAUCACCUCGUUCAAUAGAGAGACAGAAUGCAAAGGAAAAUGUUAAGAUUGCUAGUGUUCAUAUCGUAGUAGACAAUGAAAAUAAUAAUAAUAAUAACAAUCAUAAUGAUGAUACCAAUCUUGAUAAAGAUAUAGAUAUGGAUAAAAAUAAUAAUAAUAAUGAUAACAUGAAUCAUCAGCAGCAACAACAACAACAACAACAACUAGUUAGAGAUAAAAGAUUAGUAAUAUUCGAUCAAUUAGAUAAAGCUCAAAAUAUGUCAACCAAUAAACAUUUAAAUAAUAUUAAUAAUGUUAAUAACAAUAACAAUAACAAUAAUAAUAAUAAUAAUAAUAACAAUGAGAAUGCUAGCAACAAUAAUAACAACAACAACAAUGGUACAAGUUUGUCAUUGCCAUCGUCACAACAACAACAACAACAACAAAACAAUGUUGGUAAACAGUCCAAUAAAUUAUCACAGACAUUCAAUAAAUCGGUUGGAUUCUCUACCAAGUGUUCUAUUUGUAAUAUAUCGUUUGGUUCUCUGACCUACGAGGAAAGAGAUCGUCACGUUGCCAAGUGUAUGGAUAAGUUGAGAGGGUCGCAACCAAUCGUUUGUUACAUCUGCUCGAAAGAUAUAACGAAAUACAGUGCUGCCAGAGUCGAGGAUCACAUCGACCGGUGUACACGUAACAAGAACAACGAGAACUCGUCUCAUCUCGCCAAGAACAGACGUCGUGACAAUCAACCGUCGGAGGAGCAACAGAAGCAGAUGGACAGCGGUGACAUUUGUUUCAUAUGCUAUCAGAACAUAUCAAAGACUGUGAGUGGACGUAUCUCACAUAUUAAAUCUUGUGCUAAAGAACGUAACAUUUCAUCUCGUGAACUUAAUGAACUCUAUGAACUCAACUCUCGUCGAACAUCGUCAUCAUCCUCAUCCACCACAACUACAACAACAAUGACAACAACUACUACCAUGACAACAACAGACAACAAGAAUGAUAAGGAUAAAGACAAUAACAAAGCGAUUGUAUCUUAUAAUCUUACACCACCGAAUUCACCACCAAAACAACAGCAACAACAACAAGCAAAUACAAAUAGUAAAGCAAGAAAUAGACAUGUAUCAACGGUUACAUCUACACCAACGGGUGGAGUUAAAUCUACAUUCUUUCUUGAUGGUAAUAAUGAUGGUAAUGGUAAAAAGAGUAACGGUAAUAUAAAUAGUAAGAGUAAGAAGAGUGCACAACAAAAACAACAGGCUACAACAGGUCAACAAAAACAACAAACGACAACAACAAAUAAACAACAACAAAAACAACAACAACAAACAAAGAAAAAGUCAAAUAAAAAGACAGUGGAAACACCUCCAACUUCAGAUGAUGACGAUUAUUAUGAGGAUAACAAUAAUAAUAAUAAUGGUGAUGUUGGCAACGAUGAAGAUGAAGACAUGCAGUUGGCAUUGGUAUUGUCAGAGUCACUCGAACAAUCAAAGAAAGAUAGUUAUGGUUCAAAUUCAACAUCACAAUCUACACCCUAUGAUUUAGCUGGUUUCAAAUGUAAACAAUCUCCUCUCAAAAGUGCUAAUAUUGUUAAGAUGUUAUUCCCUACAACUACAACUACAACAUCUGCAGCCGCAUCAACAACUACUACAACAACUACGACAUCAACUAAUUCACCACCACCACCACCACCAACAUCGUUCAUUAGCUUUGAUGAUGAGAAUAACAAUAAGAAUGAUUAUGUUAAUAAUGGAAAUGAUACGAUGGAUUUGAGUGUAAUCGAUCAAUCAAAGUUGUUUAAAAGUAGAUUGGCAAAGAGACAUACACCGUCGAAAGGAUCGAUUUGGGAUAUCAAUAAGUUUAGAGAUCAAACAACGAAGGAGUUGUACGAUAGUCAGAGCGAGGAUCGAAAGUUAAAGGAGAUGGAGGAGCAAAAGGCAAUCGAAAAGAAAAUAGAAGCUGAUCAUCAGAGAACCUUGGAGAUCAACAAGCAACUGGAGUUGGCAAGACAGAGUGAAUUGGAACGUGAACAGCUUGAGCGAGACAAGUUAUUACAUAAACAACAGCAAAUACAAUUGCAACAGGAGAAAGAGCAAUUGGAACAACAGAGAGUCGCUUUAGAGUUACAAAAACAAGAACAAUUACAACAAAGAAUACAACAAGAAUUACAGAAACAACAACAGCAACAACAACAACAACAAUUGCAACAACAAGCACAACAACAACAACAACAAUUACAAGCACAAACAACAACAACAACAACUCAUAAUUUAAUUAAUGAUAAUAGUAAUUUAUCGACAAUAUCAUCAUUAUCAUCAUCAACAACAUCAACAUCUUCAUUAGAUUCCAAUGUAUAUUCAAGUAUCAAUAGACCACAACCUAUAUUAAAUUCACCAGUGAUUGCAACUAAUCAUGAUUUAAAUUCUAUUGAUUCACAAAAACAACAACAACAACAACAGCAACAAGUUUAUCAAAUACCAUCACACAAUCAACAACAACAACAACAGCAACAAAGUAAUAGUAAUCCAUUGUUAGUCAAUACAAUCAAGUCUAUCAAUGAUAUAUUUCACAAUGUAUGUUCAGCGGCAAAAGAAGAGUUUGACAAAGGUCUCAAAGAGUUGGAAGAUAAGUAUUAUGUGAAAGUAGGACGUGCAUCAAUUACCAGAGAGUUGGAGAUUGACAAAGCCAAGCAAUUGUAUAGAGGCACUUCACCUUCUCCUUCAACCUCACAUGUUAACAUUACAGCUACCUCUGAUUCUCAUGUCAAUAACAGUAUCAGUAGUAGUAAUAAUAGUAUUAACACAACUAUCAGUGCUGACAGUAACAACAACAUCAUCAUCAACAACAACAACAACAACAGUAGUAAUAAUAAUAAUAGUAAUAAUAGUAAAAAUAGUACAAGCAGCAAUAUUUCCAAUUUACUUCCUAGUUCAUCAAAGGUAGAUGCAUUGCCCAGACCCUUAUCACCUAUUCUGACACCAUUAACAGCACCUCUUAAUAUAAAUUUCGAUAUUGAAGAUAAUAUAAAUCGAACACCAUCAUCAACUUCAGCAUUUACAUCGCCAAAUAAUAGAUACCAACAAACACCUUUAAAUAGUAAUAGCAACAAUAACAAUAAUAAUAGUUUUGGUAGAGGAGGAUAUCCUCAUACUCCUAUGAAUGGUGGUGGUAGUAGUUAUUUUCUAAGUGGCUUGCAUCAAAGUAAAAGUAGCAAUAAACACAAUGACGAUGAUGAUUAUGAGCUUGGUGGAGGUGAUAUACCUGAACCAGAACCAGAGCAAAUCAAAGAGAUUAAGAAUAAGAAUAGUAAUAGUAGUAAUAGUAAUAAUAAGACGUCUACAAUAACCACAACAAUAUCAACAGUGGCCAAUAAUUUAACUACACACACACCCAAAACCUAUAGUCAAGAUAAAAUGAUUACAUCACCAACUUCAACAGCAUUGGUUCCACAUAGAUUGGGUAUUAAAUCUCAUUCCCAGAGUAUUCAGCAGCAAUCAAAACUAAUAUCAAAGUUAUCAACUACAAAUUCAUCACAAUCUUCACAAUCAUCAUUAUCUCAAUCAGCACCAAAACCUACAACAACAUCAUCAUCGUCAUCAGGAUCAUCUUCACAAAAAGUAAAUAGCAAAUUUAAAAAGCCAGAUUAUGAAAGUAUGACAUUAGCAGAACUCAAACAAUUGGUGUCAGAGAUUGGAGUUAAAACAUCUGGCAAAGAUGCAAAUAGAUCAUUCUAUGUACAGAAGCUCAAUGAAGUCUGGGAGUUCAAUAAAUUAAAGCAACAACAACAACAAAAAUAG
Molecule: messenger RNA, 3864 nt
Organism: Heterostelium album PN500
Lineage: Eukaryota; Evosea; Eumycetozoa; Acytosteliales; Acytosteliaceae
Exons: 2
Coding region: 1-3864 (1287 amino acids)
Source: RefSeq, a predicted model, not a curated record